AUGGAACAACUGUGUAAGAGGUACGUGCAUACACCGGCGGCUUUUAUACAAAACAUUGUUGCUAACACUAAAAGAACAACGCUAGCCACGCAAUUAUCUGUUGAAAAAGCUAAAAAAAAAGUUCCCAAGACAGCUCUUAAAAAGAAACUUAAUAGUAGGCCAAAAGAAAGGCUUCCGAAUUGGCUAAAACUAAACGAUGUUUUUAACAUACAUUACGAAAAGCCAUCUAACUCUGAUAUAAAUAAGGUUAACAGAUUCUUCAACAAGGCUAAAGUGGAAUUUGAAUGGUGUGCAGCUAGUUUUGAUGACAUACCAGAAAAUCCCUUCCUGAAUAAGAAAUCUCAUAAGGACAUAUUGAAAGAUCAUGGGGAAUGUGGAACUACAUUGAUUGAUACUUUGCCAGAAGUCAUCUUUCUCGGAGGAACUAAUGUGGGGAAGUCCUCUAUCUUGAACAACAUAACCACCUCGCAUGUAAGCAGAGAUUUAGGAAGUUUGGCAAGAGUGUCUAAAACAACAGGAUUCACAAAAACUCUCAACUGUUAUAAUGUGGGAAAUAGACUCAGAAUGAUCGAUUCGCCUGGUUAUGGCUUUAAUAGUAGUAAAGAGCAAGGAAAAGUCACUUUGCAGUACCUCCUGGAGAGGAAACAACUUGUCAGAUGCUUUCUCUUACUCGCUGGAGAUAAGGAGAUAAAUAACACAGAUAAUAUGAUCAUUCAAUACAUUCAUGAACACGGAGUUCCUUUUGAAGUUGUUUUUACGAAAAUGGACAAGGUUAAAGAUUUAAAUAAGUUUAAGAAGAAGGUUAUGAGUUCAGGGUUAAUGGACUUACCAACUCUACCCAGACUUGUAUUGACUAACUCGCUUACGUCCAGUACAUCUCCUAAACGGUUCGGUAUAGAUCUUCUAAGAUAUGUAAUAUUUCAAAGCUGUGGUUUGAUUUUAUGA
Molecule: messenger RNA, 945 nt
Organism: Saccharomyces cerevisiae S288C
Lineage: Eukaryota; Fungi; Ascomycota; Saccharomycetes; Saccharomycetales; Saccharomycetaceae
Gene: MRX8
Product: translation initiation/elongation factor MRX8
Exons: 1
Coding region: 1-945 (314 amino acids)
Cellular component (GO): mitochondrion
Molecular function (GO): GTP binding
Source: RefSeq, marked reviewed